Messenger RNA from Cannabis sativa, 3670 nucleotides. Its product is annotated as alpha-aminoadipic semialdehyde synthase. Gene Ontology annotation, molecular function: saccharopine dehydrogenase activity. Gene Ontology annotation, cellular component: cytoplasm. Bases 353 to 3514 code for a protein of 1053 amino acids. The record is from RefSeq and is a predicted model, not a curated record. NCBI's taxonomy places the organism in Eukaryota, Viridiplantae, Streptophyta, Magnoliopsida, Rosales, Cannabaceae. The transcript has 25 exons.
UAUCCUAAUUUUAAUCUUUCUCUGAUUUUCAUGCCACGAUUGUGUACACAAUAUAUACGGAUAGUUAUUAAAUGUUAUAAUGGCGACGUUCUGAAGAUUCCUUAUAUAUUUUUCGUCUUCAUCUUGUUGAUGACUGUAUGUAGCAUUGGUGAUUUGACCCUUGAUUUUAUCCCAUUUUCUCCUCACAACAACAACUAUAUUCAAAUUGUCAAAACACCCUUCUAUCUCCAUAUUUCAGACACAUACAGAAAAAAUAGGGAACCGUUUUCUUAUGUGUAUGCAGAAUAAGCGAAAAGGAGUUACAACACAUACGUAGAAACCAAAGAUAAUAACGGAGCAGGGAAAUUAAGCGAUGCUGGGAAAUGGGGUUGUUGGGAUUCUUUCAGAGUCUUCAAACAAGUGGGAGAGAAGGGUACCUUUGACCCCAUCUCAUUGUGCUCGGCUCCUUCAUGGUGGCAAGGAUAAAACUGGUAUUUCUCGCAUAAUUGUACAGCCAUCCACCAAAAGAAUCCACCAUGAUGCUCUUUACCAGGAUGUUGGCUGUGAAAUAUCAGACGACUUGUCUGAUUGUGGCCUCAUUUUGGGUAUUAAGCAGCCUAAGAUAGAGAUGAUUCUUCCUGAUAAAGCAUAUGCAUUCUUCUCACACACUCACAAGGCCCAGAAAGAAAACAUGCCAUUAUUAGACAAGAUCCUAGCUGAAAGAGGGUCAUUAUAUGAUUAUGAGCUAAUAGUUGGAGAGCAUGGGGCAAGGUUGCUUGCAUUUGGGAAAUUUGCUGGUAGAGCUGGCCUAGUUGACUUCUUACACGGGCUUGGACUGCGGUAUCUGAGUCUUGGAUAUUCAACACCUUUUCUUUCUUUGGGUGAAUCUUAUAUGUAUUCAUCUUUGGCUGCGGCCAAAGCUGCAGUAAUUUCGGUGGGUGAAGAGAUAGCAUCUCAGGGCUUGCCAGCAGGAAUCUGUCCUUUGGUUUUUGUAUUUACUGGCUCAGGAAAUGUUUCUCUUGGAGCACAAGAGGUAUUUAAACUUCUUCCUCACAGUUUUGUGGAUCCGAACAAGCUUCCAGAGCUAUUUAAAAUGGGUAAGGAUGUAUCUCAACCAGCAAGGGCAUCAAAUAGGGUGUUUCAAGUUUAUGGCUGUGUUGUCACUUGCCAAGACAUGGUUCAAAACAAGGAUUCAACAAAGCCAUUUGAUAAAGCUGACUACUAUGCACAUCCGGAACACUACAACCCUAUUUUUCACGAAAGAAUCGCCCCGUAUGCGUCUGUAAUUGUGAAUUGCAUGUACUGGGAGAAAAGAUUUCCUCGAUUGUUAAGUAAUGAACAGCUUCAAGAGUUAAUGAGGAAAGAAUGCCCUCUUGUUGGACUGUGUGAUAUAACUUGUGACAUAGGCGGUUCACUAGAAUGUGUCAAUCAAACAACUUCCAUUGACUCACCUUUUUUCAGAUAUGAUCCUUGUAACAACUCAUACUCUCAGGAUUUAGAGGGUAGUGGUUUGAUAUGUUCAUCUGUUGACAUACUUCCUACUGAAUUUGCAAAAGAGGCUUCUCAACACUUCGGAGAUAUAUUAUCUGAAUUUGUGGGAUAUUUGGCUUCAACAAUAGACAUUAAACAGUUACCUUCACAUUUAAGAAGAGCUUGCAUAGCCCAUAGAGGAGUGCUUACUUCCUUGUAUGAAUAUAUUCCUCGUAUGCUAAAAUCCGAUACAGAGGAAAUAUCAGAGAAUCUUGAAAGUUCCCAAUCUAACAAGAAGAAAUACAACAUACUGGUGUCCUUGAGUGGUCAUCUAUUUGACAAAUUUCUGAUAAAUGAGGCCUUAGAUAUCAUUGAAGCUGCAGGUGGCUCCUUCCACUUGGUCAAGUGUCAAGUGGGUCAGAGUUCAAAAGCUAUGUCAUACUCAGAACUUGAAGUUGGUGCAGAUGAUAAGGCUGUACUGGAUCAGAUUAUUGAUUCUUUAACUUCAAUAGCUAAGCCAAAUGAAAACAAUGGAUUUUUAGAUAAUCAAACAAAUAAGCUCUCUCUGAUAAUUGGUAAAGUCCAGGAGAUGGAAACUGAAAAGGAAAAUAGAACAACAGAAAGGAAAACUGGGGUUCUAAUUCUUGGAGCAGGUCGGGUCUGUCAACCUGCUGCAAAGUUAUUAGCAUCCAUUGGAAGCACUUCAUCACCUCAAUGGUAUAAAACAUUUCUUCAAGAUGAUUCUGAAGAGCUUAAUGAUGUUCAUGUAAUUGUUGCUUCUCUUUAUCUCAAGGAUGCUGAAGAGACCAUUGAAGGUAUUCCAAAUGCAACAGCAGUUCAGCUUGAUGUGCAGGACCAUGUUAGUCUUUUCAAUUAUAUUUCUCAGGUCGAAGUUGUCAUAAGUCUUUUGCCUCCUAGUUGCCACAUCAUUGUAGCAAAUGCAUGCCUUGAGCUUAAAAGACAUGUUGUCACUGCUAGCUAUGUUGAUAAUUCUGUGUCAAUGCUAGAUGAAAAGGCAAAGGAUGCUGGUAUAACAAUUCUGGGUGAGAUGGGCUUAGAUCCUGGGAUAGAUCAUAUGAUGGCAAUGAAAAUGAUUAACCAAGCACACGUUCAUAAGGGGAAAAUCCGGUCAUUUAAUUCUUACUGCGGGGGACUCCCUUCACCAGCAGCUGCAAAUAAUCCAUUAGCAUACAAAUUCAGUUGGAAUCCUGCAGGAGCUAUUCGAGCUGGGCGAAACCCGGCUACCUAUAAAUCUAAUGGAAAAAUCAUACAUGUUGAUGGAGAAGAUUUAUAUGAUUCAGCUGAGAGACUGCGGAUACCUGAUCUUCCAGCUUUUGCAUUGGAGUGUCUUCCAAACCGUAAUUCUUUAGUUUAUGGAGACUUGUAUGGAAUAGCCAAUGAAGCAUCGACCAUAUUUCGUGGAACACUCCGCUAUGAAGGAUUUGGUGAGAUAAUGGGGACACUUGCAAGAAUUGGUCUUUUCAACACAGAACACCACCCCCUUCUUAAAGAUGGAAAGAGACCUACAUUCAGAGCUCUUCUGGUAGAGCUUCUCAAGAUUGAUGAUGAUGGUUGUUUAAAAAGAGAAGAGGACAUUGCUGAAAGGAUUUUCAGGCUUGGAUAUUGCAAAGAAAAACUAACUGCAGUAAAGGCAGCCAAAACUAUCAUAUUCUUGGGACUCAACGAGGAAACAGAAGUUCAUGUCUCUUGCCAAAGUGCAUUCGAUGUUUCCUGUCUUCGCAUGGAGGAAAGAUUAGCCUAUUCCAGCACAGAACAGGAUAUGGUGCUAUUACAUCAUGAAGUGGAAGUAGAUUUUCCAGGUGAUCAACAGCACACUGAAAAACACAUAGCCACUUUAUUGGAAUUCGGAAAGACUGAGAAUGGAAACACCAUUACUGCUAUGGCCCUCACUGUUGGUAUCCCUGCAGCCAUUGGAGCAUUGCUCAUUCUUGGAAAUAAGAUAAAGACAAGAGGGGUUUUACGGCCUAUUUUACCUGAAGUAUAUGUACCAGCUUUGGAUAUCUUACAAGCCUAUGGUUUCAAGCUGAUAGAGAAGACUGAGUGAUCAGAAGAUUGAACGAUCCAAGACUUCCCAGUUUUACCAUACUCUAAUUUGUAAAUAUUUAAUUUACAGUGAACCCCACAUGGCUAAUAAUACCUCUUGUAAAUGUUUUACCUCUAAUUAUUUAAAUAAAAGGGUAAUCUGAGAGUAUUAGCAAAA